Molecule: messenger RNA, 4670 nt
Organism: Musca domestica (house fly)
Lineage: Eukaryota; Metazoa; Arthropoda; Insecta; Diptera; Muscidae
Product: zinc finger protein 423
Exons: 2
Coding region: 395-4375 (1326 amino acids)
Biological process (GO): regulation of transcription by RNA polymerase II
Cellular component (GO): nucleus
Molecular function (GO): DNA-binding transcription factor activity, RNA polymerase II-specific; RNA polymerase II transcription regulatory region sequence-specific DNA binding
Source: RefSeq, a predicted model, not a curated record
GAAAAGUCGUUUGGACGAAAGUCGAUCUACAUUACCCUAAGCCAAGCCACCACAAACAUUUUUGAUUUCGGCAUCUGCAUUCAAUUUUCGCAAGUUAGAUACAUUAAAAUCAUUUAAAAGAACUAUAAAAGUGAAAUUACUAAUUAUUAGUUCAAUAAUCUUUAGAAAAAAUGUAGUAAUAUUUAAAAGUGGCACAAGAAUUUAUGUGGAAAAGUGUUGAAGAAAAGAAAAGCAAGCAGACGGCAGAGGCCAGCAAAAAGUAUAAAGAAAAGAAGAAGCAUAGAGCAGAACAAAAGCAGCAGCAGCAUUGAGAAAACCUAAGAAUUUGCACAAGAAGAAAAACAGGAUUAGGGCCUGCAAUUCUUUCUAGUAGCGUUUAGGGAAAGUUUGCAAAAUGGAUGAAUUAGAACCAUGGAAUAUGUUCACAAGCGAACAAGGUGACGAUAAUGACGGCAAUGAAGAAAACGAUGAUGGUGACGAGAACAAUGAUGAGAAUGGCGAGGGUGAAGAAAACAAUGAACCAUUCACCAUACCCUCACCCGUACAAGAUAUGCAGGUGAAAGAGGAACCCCCCGAACCGGUGGAGGAGAAUUUCGACGAUGACAGCCCCUUUGCCUUUCAUUCAAUAUUGCACAGUGAUCGAGAUACACCACAGCAGCCAGAUGAAUCUCUGUUCGACUUCUAUGCUGAUAAUUCGAACUCGACCCGCAGGUCUACGCAACAAACAAACAACGAACCACCACCUCCACUCUCGGCAGAGGAUGAAUACUUUCACAGCCUGGUUCGAUAUGAAGAUGCAAUUAUUUACAUUUGCCCCAGCUGUGGCGAUGAGUUUCGAUCUCAGGAAACCUGGAAAACCCAUUUGAAUACAGUACAUAGCUUCAACACCCGAGCUGGACUGAAUUUCGUUCAGUUGGAUAAACUCUAUCACGGAUGCAGAGAAUGUCAAAAACGUAUAGCUAUGCAUAGCAUGGAAAACUUGAUGAAGCAUAAAUUCACCCAUUUACCCUAUCGUGUCUGUAAAUGUUUCAUUUGCAAGCGAGAAUAUAAAUAUCGUCAAGAUCUGAUGGUCCAUUUAAAGAUGACACAUCGUGAUGAACUGAUAGCCGUCGCCAAGGAGGAACAUAAAAAUCGACCUCAACCAAAUCAAAUGAUACGAUCCAUAUUGAACAAACCAACAACGACGGCGGCGCGACCUAAUCUUUCCAUUGGCCAAGUCAAGGAGAAUGCCCUAGAUAUUUACGACAGUAAUUCGGAUAAUAUUGAAGUACGUAACGAGGUAUUGGAUGAAGACGAUCCAGAUGGUUCAUUGCACCAACCUCCGGCAAAGCGAUUUGCUCGAGAAUUGCCCACAUUUAUAGAUGAUGGUUCAACGAAUGGUUCUGGUGGCGGAGUGGGUGCUUCGCAGGAACUAAAAUCAAAACUAUUAGACGAUAUCGAUGAAUCGUUGGAGGAGUAUAUUCUAUUUACAUGUCCCCAGUGUAAAACGGAAUGUGAAACACGCGAACAGUGGCAUCAACACAUUGAGGAAUCACAUGAUUUUGCUUCGCGAAAGGGUCUGAAUAUACGCGAUAUUAAUCAAGGACAAGCCCAGUGUAUUGAAUGUAAUCAGACCAUCACCAAUAAUACCAUCAAAAAUUUACAAUUACACAAAUUCACCCAUUUGCCGCACAAGAAAUGGAUGAACUGCAAAUUGUGUUUCAUCGACUUUGAUGUCAGCAAGGAUGCAAUACGUCAUUUGGCCGAAAAACAUCAUUUGGUAUCGGAUAAAAUCACCAACAACAACAACAACAGAGACGACGAAGAUAGUCAAGAACCCUUUGGAUUCGGUGCUGAUGAUUAUGAUGGCAAAAGAUCGUGGGGUAAUGGUGGUAGUUUUAUGUCGAAAUCCGAGGAACGCGACACCUUUGAACAGCAUAUAAACUAUCUCUGUCCACAGUGUGGCAAAGAGUUUACGGAUAAGAAGAUGUGGCGCAAACACAUGGUCGAUCAGCACCAGUUGGGCGAUUUGGAAACUCUGAAUUUUGAAGUGAUCAAUGAACUACAGCUGAGAUGUCGGGAAUGCGAUAAGAUCAUUACAAAUGCCUAUGGCAUACAAAAUGCCCAGCAACAUCGCAUCACGCACAUGCAGUAUAAAUCCUUUGCCAUUUGUCGUAUCUGUCGUAAACAGUACACGGAACGUAAGGGUUUGACCAAACAUCUUAGGAAUGCCCAUGGCAUUGGGGUGUCGUCAUCGAGAACUAUGAACAACUCCUCGCCCAUACCGAAUUUCGGUAGUCCCAGCACAAAGCCGCCCUUCAAAUUAAAGCAGCAGCCCUACAAGGAGAUUGUGCGACACAAUAACUAUACCUAUGAAAUAUGUUUUUUGGAUGAGGAUGCCGAUGAUGAUUUCGGUGGUGGUGGCGGCAGUGGUGGUGGUGUGGCUGGUGACAUGGGUUUUGAUGGACGUGGUACUGGUUUUCCUGCAAAUAAAUCAUUUGACACCCAUUCUUAUAACCGCAGACAGUAUCCUUUGCAAAAACCCAAUUUGGAGCAAAUGUCCCGACAUCGUUGUGUAGAUUGCGGUUCGAUCUUCAAAAAUCCCCAAGCUUUACAGCAUCACAUCAAGACGGAACAUGAUUUUGUGGUGGAAGACAAGUCAAACGAUGCCGCCGGCGAUGAUUUGCUAACACCCAGCAGCCGUGAUCCGCCGGUUAUGGUCGAUGCCAGCUUGGAGGAAUCAAACGUGGAGUGCAAUUUCAUCUAUAUCUGUCCGGAAUGUGGCAUUGAAUUUAGAAUGAGACAUUUAUGGCGUCGCCACAUUAAUUCCGAACACAAUUUCGAUAAACGUGAAUCUCUCGGCUUCCGUAUGCUUGAUAAGAUGCGCUUCCAGUGCAGGACAUGCAAUGAAGUUGUGCAGAGUUCCAAGCUGAAGGGUUUGCAGGAUCACAAGUUUCGGCAUUGUCCCCAUAGGCAGUAUCUGAAGUGUCUGCUGUGUGGUCAGGCCUAUAAUCACAAGCCGAACAUGAUUAGCCAUUUGCGCCAGCGCCACAAUAUUAUGGAGGCGGAGCCGGCCCAGCACUCAAAAAUGGCCGCCGAUGCCAGAAAACAAAUGCACAGCAAUAGCUUCAAUGCACCCAGACCAUAUGUGGGCAGCGGCAGCAGCAGUGGUGGCGGUGGUGCUAGCAACAAAUCCUUUGAUGUCACCAGUUCCGAUCGCCCCUCAGGCCUCAAGACGGUGGAAGAUGUUAUUUCCUACCACAAUGCUGUCGAUCACGAGAGUAUUUUCUAUCACUGCCCCUCGUGCACCCAGACCUUUGAUUCGCAUGUCUUCUGGCGCAAACACAUUGUGGAUGAGCACAAUUUGAACAGCCGACAGGGUUUGAAUUUCCGCCAGUUGGACGAUCACCAUUACAUCUGUUUGCAGUGCUACAAACGGGUAACUGUCACCCACACCAAGGGAGCCAUUGGCCAAUUGCAAUCGCACAAGUUCCGUCAUUUGCCCUAUAAGUCAUUCCAUUGCACCGUGUGCAAGGGUGAAUUUGUACGCAAGCAAAUGUUCUUCAAACAUUUGGAUAAAAUCACAAAUAAAUGCGCUGGCCUGCAAUCGGCUGAGCUAAGAGAUGAGAAAAACGAAUCGCAGUUCGAUGACGAUGUAUUGAUGGGUGAAACAUCAGCUGGUCCAUCUUCAAAGAAUGUCUGGCCGACAAGGGCUUCAAUGCCCGGCGGCGGCGGAGGCGGCAUCACAGCACCGCUCACCGAAAGCACGGCCGACAAUCAAGGUUGCUUCACCCUGAGCUGCCCCCAAUGCGGUGUGGAAUUCGAAUCCACGCGCAGCUGGCGUGAACACAUCAACAUUGAACAUAACCUCAAUUGUAGAGGAGUUUUGAAUUUCAAGAAGAUCAGUUCAAAACUGCAUUUAUGUCUGGAAUGUAACGAACAUGUCAAUGGCAGUAAGUUGAGGGAUUUGCAGGUGCACAGAUUCAAGCAUUUGCCGUUUGGAGCAUACCUGCACUGUCGCUUCUGUUCGAUGAGCUAUUUCCAUAUUAGCAACAUGCAGGAGCAUUUGAAGAACAAACAUCCACAAAUGGUACAAAAAAUGCGCGUGGUGGAUCCCACAUGUGAUGUGGAAGAUGAAGAUGAUAGUCAUCAGUUUGCCGGUGGCGAUGAGGAGGAGGAGAAUGACGAUGAUGGAGGACAACAGGCCGAAACAAAUCCCGAUGCAGAGGAUAAUGUGGCGGAAGUCGGCGAUGAGGAUGACGAAGAAGACGAGUAUGAUGCUGAUGCUCCAUGUCCCGAAAAUAUGCUCGAUAUUGAUUUAUUAGAGGCCGAGGCGGAAAUCGAAGAGGUGGAUCCCGACAAUGUAGAGGCAGAUGAUCAAUAUCUUUUGGGUUGAAAUGCGAAGAGAUUUUUGGUUUUUUUGCUAAACUUUCCCGAAGAAAAUUAUUACAUAAAAGAAUACGUAAUUAUAUAAAAGAAUUAGUUAUAUGCCAAGAAAAAAAGUAAACAAUUUCAGAAUUCUCUACUCUCUCUCUCAUUCAUUCAAAUUUCUCUUAAAUUAUUUACCCUCAUUGUUUUCGAUCUAAUUAGUAUUAUUAUUAUUUAUUAUUAUUUGUUUUGACAAUUCUCCUUUCGAACUCUUAUCCUCCUCUUACCCAUAAAGUUCCGUGUAAGAAGAACUAGCCUCUUUU